Messenger RNA from Neoarthrinium moseri, 1083 nucleotides. RefSeq lists its product as uncharacterized. Gene Ontology annotation, cellular component: COPII vesicle coat; endoplasmic reticulum exit site. The coding region runs from base 1 to 1083 and encodes 360 amino acids. Gene Ontology annotation, biological process: vesicle organization; intracellular protein transport; endoplasmic reticulum to Golgi vesicle-mediated transport. The record is from RefSeq and is a predicted model, not a curated record. Gene Ontology annotation, molecular function: GTPase activity; GTP binding. The transcript is spliced from 9 exons. Lineage: Eukaryota; Fungi; Ascomycota; Sordariomycetes; Amphisphaeriales; Apiosporaceae.
AUGGCCGCGGCUCCUCACAAGACGAGGAAGCGGGAUCUCAAUUCAGCAUCUGGACAGGGGGGUUUCACUGCACUUCAGGAUACCACGGGGGAAUUGACGGCAUAUGGCGAGCGCCGGGGGACCACGUCGUGGGUAUUUGAGAAAGAUACAUACCUACACCCUAAGGAUCCCUUACCUGAGAGUUUCCACAAUGGCAACGUCGGACGUUUGGGGCGUCGUGGCCUGAAGAUUGAGGCCGUCAUGAUUGGCCUGAUUCUUGCCAGGUCUCCAGCUUCUGCCCAGGUGCUGCCCCGGCUGCCAGGCCCCAGGCCCCAGGCCGGCCACCGACGUAAAGGGAAGGGUGACAUCUUCCCAUUGUCGGGAUCGACUGUCGGCCUCCAAAGAAAGGAAUUCCAUCUUCCCACCCGCCAUUCCUCCCGGAUUCCGCUGUCAACGUCAGCAACGCCCAUCAAACCACCACCGCACACCACACAGCACCAGCUACGAAAGCGAUUCCCGCCGCCGCUCGCCAUCAUGUGGAUUGUCAACUGGUUUAUGGACGUCCUGUCCUCCCUCGGCCUGCUCAACAAGCACGCCAAGCUGCUCUUCCUCGGUCUCGAUAACGCCGGAAAGACGACUCUCCUGCACAUGCUCAAGAACGACCGCGUUGCCAUUCUCCAGCCUACCCUCCACCCUACCUCCGAGGAGCUAGCCAUCGGCAACGUGCGAUUCACAACCUUCGACCUCGGUGGUCACCAGCAGGCACGUCGUCUCUGGAAGGACUACUUCCCCGAGGUCAACGGCAUCGUCUUCCUCGUCGAUGCCAAGGACCACGAGCGCUUCCCCGAGGCCAAGGCCGAGCUCGACGCUCUCCUGUCCAUGGAGGAGCUCGGCAAGGUGCCGUUCGUCGUCCUGGGAAACAAGAUCGACCACCCCGACGCCAUCUCAGAGGAGCAGCUGCGCCACGAGCUCGGCCUAUACCAGACGACGGGCAAGGGCAAGGUGCCCUUGGAGGGAAUCCGGCCCAUUGAGGUCUUCAUGUGCUCGGUCGUCAUGCGACAAGGCUACGGCGAGGGUAUCCGAUGGCUCUCCCAGUACGUCUAA